Molecule: messenger RNA, 7183 nt
Organism: Musa acuminata subsp. malaccensis (wild Malaysian banana)
Lineage: Eukaryota; Viridiplantae; Streptophyta; Magnoliopsida; Zingiberales; Musaceae
Source: RefSeq, a predicted model, not a curated record
UCUCCUCCCAGUCUUCCCCUUCCCGACCUUCGCCUUCGUUCCCCCUUUCGACUUCGAUUGCGAACCCUAAUAAGCCUCGAUCCCAAGAACCCUAAGUGCCCUCUGCCUGCUCGGUCUCCUCCGGCGAUUCCUCGGAUUCCACCCCCGGAUAGCGAAGUCCUAUUAUCCAUCUUGCCCACUGUUGGCGCUUCCUCCCCUUCCUUCCCGCGUCGAGCCCUAACCGUGUCUCUAGCUAUAGCCGUAGCCUUAAUCCCCCCCUUCGUUCGUCCUCCGGGAAGCUCAUUCUUCCCCGAUUACCCUUCCCCGAUCAUUUUCAGGUUUUUCUCCUUCGUGAGCUGUACUUGACGUCGGGGAACGGCGCUUCUCUUCUCCCUCCGCCUACGAGGACGACUUACGCCUGUACUCUUGCAGGGGCCCUCUCAUUUCUAUUGAAUUGUUGCUCUUUUGGUGUGCUGAACGACUUGGUGCUCUUCAUUUUGCCUGCAAAGAACUUGUGCAAAUGUCUGAACUAGUUAUGGAUCUAUUCCUUUACUGAUGUGUCAAGAAACUUGACAUUCAGGUAUGCAUGGGCUUAGCCCAGGGUUGUCUCUUCCGGUAAAUGCAGAGAUCAAGCCCAUGGGUGGUGUUGUAGAUUGUGGACUUGGUGUAGAUUCCAAAACUUCACCACGUCGUGCAGCAAUUGAGAAGGCACAGGCUGAUCUGCAGCAAGAAUUUGGCAUACGUGAAGAGCGGAAAAAGGAGUUGGAAUUCCUUGAGAAAGGGGGGAAUCCAUUGGAUUUUAAAUUUAUUCAUGCAGCUUCAAUCAGUGUACAAUCUACUUCUCUUACAGAUCAAGUUGCUGAGCCAUAUGUUACCAGUGAAGCUAAAGGUAGCUUUACCUUGGCUGCUUCACCACAUGGAGAGUCAGUUGAAAGCAGUGGGAGACCUGGUGGUUCUGUCGGUCGUGAGCCUAACAUCGGAGACAAUUUAUUACUCUUGAAUAGAGAAAACAACAAAUUGCAUGGAGAGAAAAAUGCUAAACAUAGAAGUAAAAGAGGUAGUAUUUCUCAUUUAGAACAAUCUUCUCAUGUUGAUGGUUGUCAUAAUGCAAAAGAUACGGAGGACUCUGUUAUUUUUCGUCUUGGAGCUAAAAGCCAGGCAUAUGCGCGGCGUAAUAGAUCAAGAACAGGUCGUGAUUGUACCAAUUUAGGUUUGACUGAUUCCGGUUCUCGACAUGGCAAUAGAGCUUCCAUUACGUCUUCCUACACACCUAGUCCUAGGGGUACAAAAGGGUCUUUAUUAGAGUUACAAGCACAAAACCAUGCUGCUUCUUCCAUUUCAAACCCAAAGGCAGCAAAUCCAGAUGGUGCUGUUGUACCUGAGGCUUUAGCUCCUGAUGAUCAAGUGGAUAUGCAGCUAGACAUGAUGCAACACAAUGACACAUGUCCUGACACAGUAAUGGAUGGAUCGCCCCAAGGGGUAGAAGAAGUUAAAAUUACUGAAAAUCUGCAGGGAAGUGACUCCUAUAAUCAACAUUCAUCUCUUGCUGAGAAAGCUACCAAUGGUACCUCCUCUCAGUUGUGUGAUAUUAUCAGGAAGGAUGAUUUUCUUUCGGUUGAUUUAAUUUCUGCCCCCCUUGAGGCUAACAAAAGUAAGGAAGUCACAUGUGGUGCUGAAAAUGACAAUGGAUGUGGUGUAACAGAUAAAUCAAUAACCAGUUUGGAUGAGGAUGAUCUGUGUCAUAAAAUUUCUGUUGCAGACAAUAUCAAUCAAAACUUGGAUGUGGAUAUCACAGAAAAUUUUUUUUGUGCAAAUGGCACUUGUGACAUUCAUGAAAAUACAGAUGGCGGUCAGUCUUUGAUGCCGAGGACAACUGAUGGUAGUUCAGGAGGAGACUUAAAACAGACAUCUGAAGCGACCACAUCUGUGCCAGAUAACAGGUCUUUAAAAGAAGAGCUAACUAAUGCCGAUGGCCCCACUAAUCCUAAUGAUGCAUCUAGGUUUCAAUUAAACUUCAGCAACUCAGUUGUUCAGUUGAAAGAUGAUGGAUGUGACAGCAGAACUGAGGCUCAAAUUGAAGUUUUGCCUGUUACCAACUCUGAACCUGUGAAACUGAAUGGUGAAAUCAGUUGUGAGCCAGAAAAGAAAAUCGAUAAUAAUUUAGCUGAUUCAAAUUGCAUCAAAACAAGCUUAUUGUUGUCCUCAACUUCUGGCUCUCAAGAAGCUGUCCUGAUAAAAAGGAGUUCUACAUCUACCUCUGAGAUUCAGACUUCCACUGCAAGUCACAAAAAGGCACAUGAAGAUGCUAUAUUGAAAGAGGCCAGAUUAAUAGAGGCACGGUUCAAAAGUGCUGGGGAGCUGUCUUCUGAUAGUAAAUAUUUCGAGAAGCAACAAAAAUGUCACUGGGAUUUUGUGCUUGAGGAAAUGACAUGGAUGGCAAAUGAUUUCAUGCAGGAGAGAUUGUGGAAGACUGCAGCUGCUUCACAAGUUUCUCGAUUGAUUGCUUCUUGUGGUCGAGGAAAAUUUGACCAGCUAAACAUAUUGCGCGUGCAAAGAAACGUGGCUAGAAGUCUAGCCAAGGCAGUUAUGCACUUCUGGCAUGCAGCUGAGGCUCUCCGUAUGGGUGACACUACACCUAAUGCAAUCCAUCAUGAAUGCAAAUUAUAUAGGCUCAGUUCAUCAAAUUUCAUGGUGGCUGAAAUGGAGAGAGACCAGGUUGGAGAUUUGGACCGUCAUACUGUCUUGGACUAUGCAGUUAGGAUGCUGAAAUAUAAUGGCAGCAUAUCAAGUCAUUCUGCCUUGGCUGAAGCACCAACUACUCCUGAUAGACAAAAUGAUGUGGGCAUUUUGGAAAUAACUUGGGAAGAUCAACUUUCUGAAGAAAGUCUUUUCUAUACAGUACCUUCUGGUGCGAUGCAGGCAUACAGAAAAUCUAUGGAGUCCCAGUGGAUGCAUUACAAGAAAUAUGGUACUGUGCAUCAAGAUGAUUGUGAGACCUCUAUGUGCAAUUCUGUGGCAGGUGGACCUCAGGAAAAUGUAUAUGAAGAGGAUGAAGGUGAAACAGGCACCUAUCUUCUGCCUGGAAUGUUUGAAGCAGGCUCAUCAUCAAAACUUUCCCAGAAGAAGAGAAAACACAUGCAACAAAAAUCCAUUGCCACAAGGCUUAAUGAAGGUGGUGGUGACUUUUCUUAUGAACCUUACUUGGAAAGCAAAUCAGGAAAUCAACCUUUUAUAUUAAAUGGGAAAAGAACUUCAAGUACCUUUAGUGUUGGUUCAUUUCCAACAAAACGUGUAAGAACAGCUACAAGGCAGCGGGGUGUCAGUCCUUAUCCUUCUGGAGUUGUUGGGCCUCUACGAGCAAUUAGUAAAACAGAUGCUUCAAGUGAAGACACAAGUUCUUUCCUAGAUGACCAGAGUUCAUUGCAUGGUGGAUCUAUGUCCAGGAAAAAUUUGGGUGUUGAGACUACAGUAGACUUUGAGAGGCAAUUGCCAUAUGAUGGUAAUGAAAUAUCCUCAAAAUCUAAAAAGAAGAAGAAGAAGCCUAAGCAUUUAGGAUAUAAGAAUUCACUAAACUUGGCUGAACCUGGUCUUUUAGUUGUUCCUGGAAAGCAGGGUUCAAUCCAGGGGUCAUCGUAUGAGCAAAGGUUGCAAGCUGAACCCAUGAUUCAGCAUGAGCAGAAGGAACAUGUUAAAAAGAGAAUGGAGUCUCAAAAUUUUGAUACAAAUGGAGGUGGUGUUUACGCACAACAUGCUGCUAAGAAGACCAAAAUUUUGAAGCAAAUGCCAGAGGCUUCCCCUGAUGCACUUACUCCAGUGACUGGGUUGUUGCCUUCACCAGUUGCUUCCCAGAUGAGUAAUAUGUCCAAUUCGAAUAAACUUAUCAAAAUCAUUGCCACUCGGGAUCGUGCACGAAAAAAGGGAUUGAAGAUGACUGCUGGGCAAUCUGGAUCGGGAGGUCCAUGGACAAAUUUUGAGGAUCAGGCACUUGUUGUCCUUGUUCAUGAUAUGGGUCCAAACUGGGAGCUAGUUAGUGAUGCAAUCAACAAUACCCUCCAGUUCAAGUGUAUCUUCCGCAAACCCAAAGAAUGCAAAGAGCGACACAAAUUUUUGAUGGACAAAAGUGCUGGUGAUGGGGCUGACAGUGCAGAAGACUCUGGUUCAUCUCAGCCAUAUCCAUCCAGUCUACCUGGAAUUCCAAAGGGAAGUGCACGACAGUUGUUUCAGCGUCUUCAGGGACCAAUGGAAGAGGAUAUUCUGAAGACACAUUUUGAGAAAAUCAUUUUGCUUGGACAAAAUCUGUCUGCCUGUAGGCAUCAGACUGAUAUUCAGGAAGGGAAACAAAUGACUCCAAUUCAUAGUUCCCAUGUAGUUGCUCUUUCACUUGUAUGCCCAAACAACUUGAGUGGAGGUAUUCUAACACCACUUGAUUUUUGUGAAUCGGUUUCUUCAAGCACAGAUGUUUUUCCUAUGGCAUAUCAGGGUACUCAUACUGGUAGCUUACCAGUCCCAAGUCAUCAAGGUUCUAUGACUUCUAUCCUUUCUACGUCAAGUGUUAGCACCAUGUUACAAGGAUCUCCUGGUAUGGUCCUCAGUAGCAGCUUACCUUCAACCUCUGCUCCAUUGAAUCCCUCUUCUAGGGAUUCCCAGAGGUACGGUGUGCCAAGACCAUCUAGCUUACCUGUUGAUGAUCCACAAAGAAUGCAGCAGUAUAGCCAAAUGCUUUCUGGAAGAACCCUUCAGCAAUCUAGUAUGUCAUUACCUGGAGCUUUGCCAAUGGGGGUUGAUCGUGGUGUUCGAAUGUUGCCUGUAGCUAGUAGUAUGGGGAUGAUGUCUGGGGUGAACAGAGGAAUGCCCAUGACAAGGCCAGCAUUUCAAGGAUUAAGUUCCCCAGGCAUGUUGAACAUAGUUUCCACUGGAAAUAUUCUUUCGAGUGGUGGAAAUGGGGUGCCAAAUUCUGUGAAUGUGCAUCCAGGUUCUGUAUCUAGCCCAGGAAACUCAAUGAUGCGGCCACGGGAUCCUCUGCAGAUGCUUCGGCCUGGUCAAAAUCCAGAGGAACAUAAGCAAAUGAUGAUGCAAGAAAUACAGAUGCAAGCCUCACAAGCGAAUGGGCAGUCUGUUCCACCUUUCAAUGGUCUGGGCGCCUCCUUUUCCAAUGCAGUGAUUCCUGCACCAAUUCAGACAUUUCCAGUUCAACAACACCAACAAUCUCAUCAGAUGCUGCAACAAGCACACAUGCUUGGAAACCCUCACCAUCAUCACAUACAAGGCACAAACCACUCGAGCCCUCAGCAGCAGGCAUAUGCCAUCCGGGUUGCUAAAGAGAGGCAACUCCAACAACGGUUGAUGCCUCAUCAACAACACCAUAUCUCUGUACAAAAUGCAGUGUCACCUAUUCAAAAUAAUUCACAGAUCCAACCGCAAUCACAGCCAUGUUCUCCUGUGACUCCAGUAUCUUCUUCACAAGGUCAACAGAAGCAGCAAAGUAUAUCAAGGAACCCACCACCUGGAAUGUCAAAUCAGAUUAUGAAGCAAAGACAACGGCAACAGGUUCAACAUCAUCAGCCAAGACAGCAGCAGCAGCAGCAACAACAACAACAACAGCAGCAAAGGCAACAGUCUCAACAGCAAGUCAAACUUAUGAAAGGAUUAGGCAGGGGGAACGUGUUAAUUCAUCAUAACUUAUCAGCAGACACCCCUCAAAUUAGUGGCUUUUCAACAACUUCUAAGAACCAAGUUUCUGAUAAACAUAUGAUGCAGCAGGGCCAAGGAUUUUUUCCUGGUAAUCCAGGUCUGAACCCAGCAUUGCAUCAACCUGGAAGUCAAACAAAUAUCUACCCUCAUCCACUUCCACAGUCAACAAAGCAAAUAUCACCAAUUUCUGAUACCUGCAAUCAAGGCUCUGCUCAAAGUUCACCCAGCCAUAACAUGUUAACUUCUCAGCAAGCUCCAAUUCCUUCUUCAGUCUCUUUGCCUAAACAACAUCAACAACCGCAGCAGCGUUAUAUGAAUCAAUCUCAACAAAGCACUCAAAGAAUAAUGCUUCAGCAAAAUCGGCAGAUGAACUCUGAUGGUAGGGCGCAAUCAUCAACUGAUCAGGGCCCAGUUAAUAAGACAGUUCCGAGUGCAUCAAUUACUCAGGGUAGUGAUUCAGGCACUAGUGCACCUGCGGUUUCAUCUCCAACCCUGUGGAAUCCAGAGCCAAUAUAUGAUACAGAUGCACCGCCUCCAACGGCUCAAAUGGUUAGGUCAGCACAGGAAAAUGUAGUGGGGAGUGAAGCUUUAGUGCCUUCUUCCAGCCAGAGCUUAGUACCACAUCAAUUGCCAGGAGGUGUGCCACUGCAUGGUCAAGAUGUUGGGGGGCAGUGGCAGCAACAGCAGCAGCAACAACAGCAACCUCAGCAUCAGCAGGAGCAGCAACAUUCUCAGCAUGAGAAUCAACAGACGGUUCAAAGCAAUUUGUAUGCACAACCUUCAGAGUUGGGACCAGGGUGAUUUGGGAAUACUAAGACCAGCCAAUUCUGAAACAGGUCCCCAACUGCUGUAGCACUAUUGUACAGGUGCAUGGGAAGCUGGAUGAACAGUUGAAACAGGAUAUCUAGAUUAUGGAUAAUCAGUCCGAGCCUCAUACCACUAGAAGCCUACAGAUCCUAUAGAACUUGUUUGAGGAUAUUUUCAGGUGACUGAUGGUUUAGACAGCUCAAUGUGUUAUCAUGACUCUGGUCUCUUCUCCCCACUUCUUAGGCAGAGGGCAGUGGAAUAAAAUGCAAAAGCUAGCUAACUUAAGGAAGGGUUUGUCAAACUCAGCAUAUUUGCAGGUAGUGAAAGAUGAUGAACACUGCCGGUGCACUUUUAUUCUCAUUUCGAACUCAUUUCAGUGACCUGAAGGACAGGUACAAUUUGCUUCCUCACCGUCUCUAGUGUAGGCUUCACCGCACCAGCUUAAUCAAAAUCCUAUAGCAUGCAAGAGAGGAUUUGCAUUCCAAAUUCAUUUUGCAGUUAUAGCCGUAGUUGGGCGUAUGUAUUAAGUUUUUGCCCAUCACAUUCUUGUUGUUGCAAUGCAGAGAAAACAUUGUGCAAUCAGCAAACCUGCUUCCUCGGUUUGCCGAUGGAAAUCUGUACAUAAGUGCUGUCCUUUUCUCACUGUUGUUUGUUGUAAUACAAGCUAGUUAUUGGAAAGCUCGCAAGCUUCUUGCUUGUUUCAUUC